AGUGUGGGGUCUGUUUGCUUGUGUCUGUCAGCACGGAGGGAAGAAAUAGACUCAUGCCUCUGCUUGCCCCUGUCUCACACCCCCUGCCCUUUCUGCCUGCUCCACUCAUUCCUGCCUUUCUAUUGCCUCCUGUCUUUGGGUUCUGCCCCCUGCCAGCUCCACCCCCAGCCACCUCCUGUGCUGAAGGCAAUCUCUCCUGUCACUUCACUCUGCCCCACUCCCUGCCUGCUGCCCCCUCUGAGUCUCUGGGACUUCUCUCCCCACCGGCUGCUUCUCCCCUGUCCGUCUCCCCCUUUCCCUGUUGCCCCCCAUAUCCCUUACUUUAGGGAGUGUCUCCAUUGACCUCUCACUUUAGGGGGCAUUUUCUUCUCUCUUCUGUUUUGAACUUACCUCCCCUUUUCCCAGUUACCUCUGCACCCCCUAACUGCCCUUUCUCUCCCCCUAACCCCCCGCCCCCCCACACCCCCUUACAGACCAGUCCCAUAUUCUGCAGUCAGAACUUUCCGUGUGUUUCCGACCUCCUUGACUGCCUCCUUCCCCCUCCUCUUUCCCAUUACAAGGCCACACUGAAGGAUUUCCCUCAGGGUUACUUGGGUCAAAGGAAAAAUGCCUUCUGGGGGGUUCCAGCCCAUUGAAGGGGGGCAGCAGGUGGUUCGGUCUGGGGUGACCAAGACCCUCGUCCUGUCUGUCUUCACUGCCAUCUUGGGAUCCUUCCAGUUUGGAUAUAACAUUGGGGUUAUUAAUGCCCCCCAAAAGAUCAUAGAGCAAAGCUACAACGAGUCAUGGAUAAGUCGAAGUUCUUCUGGAUCCGCCUCUAUAGACCCGGGGCUCCUGCGCACUCUCUGGUCUCUCUCUGUCGCCAUUUUCUCCAUCGGUGGAAUGGUCUCCUCACUGUCUGUGGGGGUUGUGUCCCAGUGGCUGGGCCGGAAGCGGGCGAUGGUUAUCAACAACGUCUUUGCUUUCCUUGCCGGGAGUUUCAUGGGCCUCUCCCAGGUCUGUCAGUCGUAUGAGAUGAUGAUUGUGGGACGGUUUCUGAUUGGUGUAUAUUCAGGUCUGGCGUCUGGGUUGGUGCCAAUGUACGUGGGAGAAAUCUCUCCGACCCACCUACGCGGAGCCAUGGGGACCCUACAUCAGCUGUCUCUUGUCAUUGGCAUUCUGGUAGCUCAGGUGCUGGGACUGGAGCUGUUCCUGGGAACCAAUACAAGAUGGCCGGCGCUUUUCUGGGUGACUCUGAUCCCCGCGGCUCUUCAGUGUCUGAUGCUCCCGUUCUGCCCCGAGAGCCCCCGGUUCCUCUACAUUGUGUGCGAGCAGGAGGCACAGGCCAAGAAAAGCCUGCGGCGCCUCACUGGGCUCCCCGACGUUACGGACGACCUGUCGGACAUGAAGGAGGAGAAGAGGCAGAUGGACUCGGAGCCAAAGGUCUCCAUCCUGCAAAUCUUCCGCUCCCGCAACUACAGGCAGCCAAUCCUGGUGGCCAUCGUCCUGCAACUGUCCCAGCAACUGUCGGGCAUUAACGCUAUAUUCUAUUACUCCACGGAUAUUUUCUCUAAGGCGGGAGUGGAGCAGCCAAUCUAUGCCACGAUCGGCGCCGGAAUCGUCAACACAGCAUUUACUGUGGUAUCGUUAUUCCUAGUAGAGAGGGCGGGACGGCGCACACUGCAGCUCCUGGGAUUGGCUGGAAUGAUCGUUUGCGCAUUACUAAUGACGGCGGCGAUGGUGCUACAGGAGAGCGUGCCAUCUCUCAGCUAUCUCAGCAUGGCCGCCAUCUUUGGCUUUGUGGCCUUCUUUGAGAUUGGCCCUGGCCCAAUUCCAUGGUUCAUUGUGGCGGAGCUGUUUAGCCAGGGCCCCCGGCCGGCUGCCAUGGCGAUUGCAGGUUGUACCAACUGGACCUCAAACUUCAUCAUAGGAAUGGGCUUCCAGUACGUGGCGGAGCUGUGUGGCCCUUACGUGUUCCUGCUGUUCGGGGCCUUACUCUUCGCCUUCCUCAUCUUCACGUAUUUCCGGGUGCCGGAGACUCGGGGCCGAUCAUUCGAUGAGAUUUCCCACGCCUUCCGCAGGCGGAACCCGUCUCUGCUGGACCAUGAGGUGAAGGCCAGUACGGAGAUGGAGAGCCUGGGGGGCCCCGACGACGCAUAGGCCCAGCCUGGGGCGGAACAUUCAGGCACUGAGCCCUCGGAGCCACCGUACCUUCCUUACAGAGAAGGGACUGAGCGCUAAUGGGACUCACUUUCCUGCCUUUGUCCCCCCCAGGGGCAGUAUAUAUGUAUGAGGGUGGGGCCUGGGGUACAGUCAGGUAUAUAUUAUUAUUAUUUUAUGUACAUAUAUAUAUAUAUAUAUUAUUGUUAUUAUGUGUGCUUCUCACUAGUGCCAAAUAUAUCUGUUAUAUGAGGAAUAA
Messenger RNA from Xenopus tropicalis (tropical clawed frog), 2395 nucleotides. It is a transcript of the gene slc2a4, whose product is annotated as solute carrier family 2 (facilitated glucose transporter), member 4. Gene Ontology annotation, molecular function: transmembrane transporter activity; D-glucose transmembrane transporter activity. Gene Ontology annotation, cellular component: membrane; perinuclear region of cytoplasm; plasma membrane. The transcript has 11 exons. Gene Ontology annotation, biological process: transmembrane transport. The record is from RefSeq and is a predicted model, not a curated record. NCBI's taxonomy places the organism in Eukaryota, Metazoa, Chordata, Amphibia, Anura, Pipidae. Bases 607 to 2136 code for a protein of 509 amino acids.